Lymnaea stagnalis (great pond snail) is the source of this 1677-nucleotide messenger RNA. Lineage: Eukaryota; Metazoa; Mollusca; Gastropoda; Lymnaeidae. The record is from the annotation of a GenBank genome assembly.
ACUUCUGAGAUCAGUAUUGGAGAUUACUUUCCUAAGGGAACGGUUAUUCCUGCAAGUGGUCUCAAAUUGUUUACCAAGUAUGGGCCAGAUGGGCUAGAAGUUAUACUCAAAUUUGACUUUAGUGACAACAAUACAGGUUGUACCUCAUAGUUUAUGUGAAUAUGUGGAACAAGGUUCCAUAGCUAGUCAUACAACUUCUGACCCUACCUCAGCUUCAAGCACUUCAUUAUAGCACCCUCAUCUUACAUAAUUACAAGCAAGAACAUUUCUAGGAUGAUUAAGGAAAUAAGUGUUUCAAAAUGAAUGACAUCCUAUCACAUCAAAGAUACUUGCCUAGUGUUAAUACCGGGUAUUUAUUUAUUGAGGUAUGUAUUACCAUUACCAUGUUGUCAAAAGUUUAGUCAGACAAUCACUCUUAAAAGUAAAUCUUUAUUGAUUCCAAUGUAAUAACAGUGCUGCAAUACAAAUGUUUGUUGCUUUAUUUUUGUAUAAGGUCUAUGCAAUGCAUGCACAAUGAGACACCUGUUUGUUAUUUUAAAUUGCACAUUUCCAUUAAAUGGAAUGAGAGACUUCCAGCUAAUUUGAUAAAGAUAAUAACAGAGUUAUUCUUGUUUUAAUUGUAACUGUGCAAAAAGAAUCAGAAUCUGUCUGAUAAACUUGAAAAUAAUUUAUACAGAGGACACAGAUAGCCCGCUGCCAAGCUUUCAUUGGAUAUGAAUAAAUUAUGAUUGAUGCACGUUUAAGUUUCUGUACUUUACUAUUUAGAAUCAGUUUUUGACUCACUCUGACAAGGUGUAAAUGUGUCGAUUAAAACAAAUAGUGUAUACAGUGCAGCAUUAUUUCAAAGGGAAAAAUAUUACUACUUUUAUCCCUAGAGGUAUAGGAGAAUUAUAACUCUUGACAAUACUGAUCAACGCAGUGUAAUAAUCAAAGAAUCCUUUUCUGUUGUUUGAUGAAUUAAAUACUGCUUUUAUUGAACUGGCUGUAUGAACAAUAUUUGUUGUAUGAAUCAACAUUCUUUUCCUCCAAACUUUGCAUGUUGCAUUUGUUAACCCCGUUUUAUAGGCUGAUCUCCUUCUGCCCAGGUGGGCUGUGCCGUCGCCAAUAUUCACAAUAGGCAAAGUGGCUCAGAUAUUGUGGCAAAUAGGAUUUUUAACUUUUUUAUCUUUCAGAUUUCAUUGACACUUAUAAUUCGUUUCUAUUGUUCAGUUUCACUUGAAUUUUCCUCCAUGAUCAUAUUAUUGCUAACAUUUAUGGCCAUUGGUAGUGAAGGUAAACACAACACGGCUACUGAAAACUGGCCACUGGAAAAAAUAGUGCCAGGUGGCUGAAUUGUUUUUAGUUUCGCCCAUUCCUUUUUAUGGCUAUGGCAUUUGAAUGAUCCGUUGGCAUGAUGCAUUCCGUGCUUCUAUACAAACUGUAUGACACUCCAUCAAACACAUUUGAAAUGUGGGUUGACUAAGUCCACAUCAUGAGUGUCAGUUGACUUAGUCCAUCAAAAAAAUGUCAGUUGACUUAAUCCAACUCACAAAUGUCAUUUGACUUAGUCUACCACUGAGUACCACAUGUAUGUCAGUAUCAAGUCUCAACACCAACAAUCUCUCCACUUAAAAAAAGUUUUUUUCACAAAUCUUUAAGUCUCUGUCAACAUGUCUGUGUGAAUCGACAUUAUCUAUA